Molecule: messenger RNA, 456 nt
Organism: Colletotrichum acutatum
Lineage: Eukaryota; Fungi; Ascomycota; Sordariomycetes; Glomerellales; Glomerellaceae
Exons: 1
Coding region: 1-456 (151 amino acids)
Source: RefSeq, a predicted model, not a curated record
AUGGCUAGACCAUGGAAGUGCCUCGACUGCGCCGUUGUGAUGGUGAAGACCACGCAAUCUGACAUUCCUGUCAAGUACCUAAGCUCAUCCAACACCGCCAACCAGGUGAAGCCAAUUCAACCUCACCCAAUGCAGGGCUUUGCUGAUGCCCGUCUCAAUGACGAAUGGAGUGAGACCGAGCCAGGCUGGUCGUCCUCGACGUCUUAUCCUCUCCCGCAGACCCUGCACACGUUGUCUUUGGGUCUUUGGUACGGGAGGGGGUUGCUAUUCUUGUCCACUGCGGGAGCAUUCAUUAUUCCCAACUCAAUCGGCCUACCCCACCAUGCCUCGUGUCUCUUGGUCUGUGAACUCGGGUACCCGGGAGCCUUGUUGACCGAGUACCCAUCUGCCCUUCAGUAUGGUAUGACGAUGGGAGAAAGGCAGCGUCUGGUGUCGACAAUUGCAAACUCUCACUAG